AAACCACAGUUGAGUGUGGAAUUCAUCAUACGGUGUAGUAAAAAUUCCAUUAGAUGUCCAGAGAUUUGAAGUAUCUCUUCCUGCACUUUUUCCUUGAAGUGAGCAUGCCAAAAGUGCUUCAAAACUAAAAUCAUUGUGUCAGAACUGAAACUCUUAACAAGAUGUAUUUUAAAUGAAGAGAACUUGUGUGUUCAGGGUGAGACUGGCAUUCAGAUCUUUAUCUUAAAGCCUUCCCUCUCCAAACUUCAGCCUGGAAGGACAUUCUGGACUGUUUCAGUGUGGUGUUGCUCUUGGACGUCCAACAUUAAUGGACCCUGUGCAGUUAUUAGGUCUUGGGGAGGAGGAAAGAAUAGGCGACACCUGGCUGGUUGGUUUUGUUUCCAGUUUCAGGAGUCUUCUAUAUCUUCUACUGCUGGAGUCACCCUUUUGGCUGUUUCAGACACUCACUGGCUGCUCCAUCCUGUGCUCUAGAACUUCUGCCAACUGCUGCAAAAGAAUACCUGAGCUCCCCUCUCUUUUCUCUGCAGGACUUUAGCUGAUGCAAGUGAUGAGAAUAAACAGUCCCCACACCCCCCUGGUAAAGCUUACCCACGUGCUUUGAGUGAGGGCACAAGACCCCUGUGUGGUAAACUGGAAACACAAACAGCCAUAUAAUCUUUUUAUUACAUGUUAGAUGAAACGCAUAGAUUGAAAUCUAGACCGCAGCAAAGAAAACAACAACAUAAAACGCAGGCAACUUAGGGUAUUUAUUCGAGUUAUACUUACUUGGAGAAACUAAGUAGUAUGUCAUCUUAGUGAAAAAUCUAAAGAUGGGCAGGAACAAGAACCUGUAACCCCUCUGGUGCAUGACUUCCUGCGGUGCGCUCUGGUAAGUUCAUAAAGGCUGUUCCAUCGCACAUGCAGACUAGUUCUGUGAUGUCAGUUUAUGCUGCUUGGAUACUGUAAUGUGCUUAUGAUACACAGGAAGAUCUGUACUUGGAGGGCUUCAGUGUUAAAAGGGGAAUGUGUAGGGGAAGGAGGAAUUAAUACCAGAUCUAGACCCCUGCCCUUAUAAAGAUUCCAAGUUUUUUCUAAGAGGCAAGUCUCAUGAACUCUUCCUCAUCAGGAAUCACUUCCUCACCAUGCCGUCCUCGCCCCUGCGGACCUUUCGUGUCCAGCUCCAUCUAGCUGAAACUAAUGAGGUUUUUUCACUGCCUCAAUGUCAGAAUGACUUGACUGUGAAGAAGCUUAAGUCCCACUUAGAAUUGUUGACUGGGAUCCCCCUUCAUUUCCAGCGGCUUCACUACCUGGAUGAAGUAGAUCUGCCAGAUGAGUCUACGUUUAAGGACAAUGAGAUUGUCCCUGGUGGAAGGAUUAUCAUGCACAUCUGGAGACAAGAUGGCUGGGGGCAUCUUGUGGCAGCUGCUGCAGAAGGAGAGACUGUGAAGCUAGUCCAUCUGGGAGUUACAGAGGACUUUGUGGGCACCACGCCAUAUGCAGAGUUACUGGGACCAGAGCAGAAGAAGGAAUGGGUAGCACACCGAGCUUUCGUGGCACUGUUUAUUGCCAGCCACAGAGGUCAUGUUGAAACUGUCAAGUUUCUCCUGAGACACGGUAAUAUUCUUAAACCAAUUCUUCUCUGGGUGUAACUGAGCAGCAUACCACCUUCCUGCUUACCCAGGCCACAGAAUUUUACCCAAAUGGCCUCAGAUAUUUUGUAUUUGAGGUGGAGAAUGCAUUCAGCACCUCAGUUCUGACGUACACUUGGAGACAACAAACACUUGCUAAGUGUAAUGACUUUUGGUGUUAGAGAAAUUCAUAUUGGAAAACAAGAUUCUGAUUUUUUACUUCCCUAUCUGAGUCUCAUUUAUUUAUGGCCCCUUUCUUAUAAAAAAUAACCAUUUCUAGAUAAUCAGUCCUGUGCAGUGCUAUAUCAGACACUGAAAUGCAAGAAGAGUUGUAAGUACUAGUUCUAUGGCUCUGACAUUUGGGCGCUUUUGUUGCUUUGCAGCUAAAUAAGCCUUCUUUCCCCAGAAAUCUGCAUUUGCACAAUGGACAGUCCUUUGGGUCAGCUGAGGUCACUUGAUUGUCCUUAAUGAAAGGACAUUUGUUAGUGAAAGGACAUUUGUUAACCGCUUUUUUUUAUUCAGUCACUGAAAGCCAGCUCUGAGGAGGAAAUCCCACCUUGUCUGACAGUGCUCCCUCCAGUCCAGGUUUGUGAGUCUGGCCCCCUCAAAGUUCGUUUCUGUUAAAGGAUGUUGUCCUUUCCCUCUAUGUGAGAGCUCCCAGUGCCAAAACAUUGGCAAUGCCAAAUAUUAGCAAUGUUCCCCCAAACAGAACAAAGAAUAUCCAGUUGCUGUGUGUGAAUUAAAGGCAGGAGCAUAUCUUCGCGAGACAGGUUUGUUAAUUCCACUGAUUAGACGUGACUAAAAUAAACUGCAUCUGUCUUCAGAAAAAGAUUGUGCACUGUGGCCCGCAGGUGGCAUUACCUCCUUUCGUAUGCCUUGUCACGCUGGGCCUGUGUAUGGUUCUUCGCAGGUGCGGAUUUGCAUUCCAGAACCCCGCUGGGAAGGACUGCCCUUCACAGCGCUGCUGUCGCGGGCCAGCGCGCCUGCAUUGAGCUGCUCCUCAGCCACGGGGCACGACCUCUCAGCCCGGACGGCGAGGGACAAACGGCGCUGAGCCUUGCCCGGCAGUGGGGCCAGAGGCAGAGCGAACGCGCCAUGGUUGGCUUCCAGCGGAGGAAGAGCCCCCCUGGCACUGUGCCACCCUCCAGCGCUGCGCGCCGGGCCUUGCGGCAGAUGUCUGGUCCCACGUCCUAAAAUACACACGGACUAACUCGGUUCUGGCAAAUUUCAAGGGACGGGCAGUAACUUUCCCAUAGACCAACGCUUCAAAUAUAGGUCACUGGGUGGGAUUUGUAGGUUUUAGUUAUGAAAUAAACUCAUGUUCUGGUGAUGCUGCAGCUGAGAUGACAACCAGCUUGACAGGACAGUUCUCAAACACGCUUUUAAUUUGUAGCUUAAGUAUUUACAAUGCUGUUCCCUAGCCAAACUGGCCAUUUAGUUAAUAUGUUUUGUAGGAAAGCUUGAGCCUGUCUGCAAGUUCUCUUUGGAAUGCUCCUUGCUAGGGUAAUUUCCUAAUAGCUGGCACCAGACCAGGGCGAUACAGUUUAAUGGGUAUUUCAGGGGACUGGAAAUCCCUAGAUCUUUAAUCCAGUUCUGGCCCUGACUGACUUUAUUGCCUCUGGCACAUCAGUUAAGGGUUAUUUUAUAAGUAGGGCAGUUUGUCUGCCAUGGGAGAGUGCAGGCAAAGUUGAUGUGCAUGUAAGUGGCUAAUUAUGAUUGCCCAGUGCUUGCUUAGUGUCUCCAACAUGUUAAGCCUCAGGGCUUUGAAGGUUGGGGUUUUCUGAAGCCACUGGUGGGGCAAAGUGACUUGCCCAUCUGCUUUCAAAGUUUUGUAGUAUCCCACAUUCCUUAGACACUUUAAAAGUACUGCUGAUGGUCUCUUUAUGCCUCUGAUGGUAGAAGGAAGCUGAGCUUCUGGUCGGUUUCCUGAGGGCUUAUUAAGGACUUGGUGCUCAAUUUUGAGCAGUUUUCAUUGUUUUGCGUAAAGAGACAUUUUUCCAAACAGCUUGGCAUUUCUAUUUAACCACAGAAGAGGUGGCUCUCAGUGGGAACUGAAUGCUCCUGAGAACUUGGCCCACUGCCUUUUUGCUUGCAAAGACCCAUGUGUAGCCAGGAGACUCUACAAAUAACUAACUUUGAGUUUUUCUUGUUUCCUUGUGUCAAAGCAUUUUCUUUAACUGAUACCAGGAUUGAUUGCUACCUAAAUAUCCAGGUAAUUAGUAAAUUUUGGUCUCAAUAUUUAAGUUUGUGUUUCAGAUCUGUGCCUGGGAGUAGCCAUAUCCAUCCAGA
Tyto alba (common barn owl) is the source of this 3896-nucleotide messenger RNA. It is a transcript of the gene ANKRD60, whose product is annotated as ankyrin repeat domain 60. The coding region runs from base 1122 to 1628 and encodes 168 amino acids. The record is from RefSeq and is a predicted model, not a curated record. Lineage: Eukaryota; Metazoa; Chordata; Aves; Strigiformes; Tytonidae. Gene Ontology annotation, molecular function: protein binding. The transcript is spliced from 3 exons.